UCAAGAGGCACGCAACGGCGUUGGAUUACCGAUACGUCGUACCUGAAGCUGAGCGUCGCGCGCUUGGUUACGGUUGUUUAAUGACUGGAGUAGGGGGUGAUAGGCGGUGCCUCGCGAAAAUUGGCCGAAAUGAGCAGUUCGUGGACAGCUCUGGCGUAUGGGAUAAUAGUUUAACAAAUUAUAUUUUUGCAGCUCCAGAAACUCGUGAUUGGCUAUUUAUAUCUUCGCCGUAUCCAGUAUUGUUAAUAACUGUGGGAUAUUUAUAUUUUGUUCUGUACGCUGGUCCUUGCUACAUGAAAAAUCGACCGCCAUAUAAAUUGAGAACCUUUAUAUUAAUUUAUAACUUAUUUCAAAUUCUGGCAAACUUAUGGCUCCUAAAACUACACAAAGAUGCCGGGUGGUUUUCACGUUUCACAGAAUUCAGCAUUGCAAACUGUGGGAACCAUUAUGCAGGCUACUUAGAUGCACCUAAAAUAUUUAGUACAUUGUGGUGGGUAUACCUGCUAAAACUUUCUGAUUACAUCGAAACUUGUGUAUUUGUAUUGAGGAAGAAACAAAACCAGGUGUCUAGUUUGCACACGUUUCAUCAUGUAUCUACUGUGACAUUUUCGUGGUUUUGCUUGAAAUACUUUCUGGAUGUAAGAGCUUCGUAUUUCUCAUUGCUCAAUUGUUUUGUGCAUGUAAUUAUGUACAUAUACUAUUUCAUCAGUGCAUGGAGUCCGAAUCUCCAACGGAUUAUAUCUCCUUUUAAACCAUUAUUAACUAAGCUACAGAUGGCAAGUAUCAAUACAAUAUUUUAUUAUCAAAUUACACAUGUGACAUUAUCGUAACUUUUCGUCUAAAACGUAUUAUUCUUCAAUAUGUUUGU
Molecule: messenger RNA, 868 nt
Organism: Vollenhovia emeryi
Lineage: Eukaryota; Metazoa; Arthropoda; Insecta; Hymenoptera; Formicidae
Product: elongation of very long chain fatty acids protein AAEL008004-like
Exons: 3
Biological process (GO): fatty acid elongation, polyunsaturated fatty acid; fatty acid elongation, monounsaturated fatty acid; sphingolipid biosynthetic process
Cellular component (GO): endoplasmic reticulum membrane
Molecular function (GO): fatty acid elongase activity
Source: RefSeq, a predicted model, not a curated record